CGCGUGUGUGAGCAAGAGAGGGGGAGGGAAGGAGCUCUGUUGUGCAUGGCCGUGAUAUUCUCUCCUCCUGGAUGGUGCCUCUCCUCCAUGGCUUAGUCUCUUCCAGCCGCCGUCGUGUCCCCAGGAUCAGGCUCCAGCGCAGGCAGCGCUGCCCAGCCUGCCGUGGGUGAACCCUCCCCAACAAAGAGCCUUUGAGAUGGCAGCGAGAGCUUUCGCCUGGAGGGAGGAACACAUCAGGGUUUCCCAGGCAAGCGGAAGCCUGCAGUGUGUGUCCGUCUGAGAGGCAGCCUGCCUCAACCGUGUGUGUGUGCGUGUGUGUGUUAGGGAGAGUAAAUGUGCGAGGUGGAGCGUGUGCAACGGAGUGUUUGAGUGUAUGUGUGUGUGUGUGUGUGCACUCGGUCGCAAGCCUGUUCCCUGCGUGGAGAAGAGGCUCUCCUCGUCAGAGAACAACAAGGGCCGACGUAAACUGGUCGAGCCGUCGCUCUCGCGGGACUGAGGAUGUUUCGCAAGAAGAAAAAGAAGAGGCCCGAGAUCUCGGCCCCGAGGAACUUCGAGCACCGGGUGCACACCUCGUUCGACGCCAAGCGCGGCUGCUUCGUGGGCCUGCCAACGCAAUGGCAGAGUCUGAUCGAGAACCUGCGGCGGCCCAAACCCAUGGUGGACCCGUCCAGGAUCACAGACGUGGAACUCAGACCCAAGAAGACCAUCGUGCGGGGAAGCAUGAUCGGACACGGGGACUACAUCGCCGCCAUGAUCAACGACAUGAGCCGGCUGUCGGUCACCAGCUCCAACUCCCUGAGGAAGAGCAGCCCCUCGUCCAGGAGGAGGGCUCAGUCUCUGGGCCGGCUGGGGGAGGUCUGCGAGGGGGACGUGUACCAGUACGAGGACCUGGGUCUGGAGGAUCACCUGGCCCAGAGGGAGUGGAGGGACGGGGCCCGGAACGACCUCCGCGAGGGCGCGCCUCCGUACUCGGACACGAAGACGAGCGUCUCCCUCCAGCCCAACGGGGUCCUCCCCCGGGCCAGGUCCACCUACGAGGUGAGCGUGAGCUCUCUGGACGGGCCCCCGCCCCCCCCCCUGCCCCUGCUGGCCUACGGGGGAGGACAGGUGGGUAGCCCCACCGACAGACUGAUGAUGAGGAGGGAGUUUCCUCUGAGCAGGGCCAUCCCUCCCAACCAGCGGCCCGUAGCCUGCUUCUACAGCCCGGCCAUGGCUGUCCACCAGGCCCCUGGAGCCCCUGGAGCUCCCCCUGCAGAGUACCGCACCAACAUACCUCUGUACAUCCACCCCCACAGCCCUGGGGGGCCUUACUCCUCAUACGACCUCAAGGCAGAGUCUGCUGUCAGGCAUCACUCCAGCCUACUCGCUAGCGGCACCAGCAGCCCACUAGUGAGCAGCAUCAGAGCCCACAGGCCGGUCCGCUCCUCCGCCAGUUACACCCUGGGCCUGUCCCCCAACAUGGGCCAGCUGAGGCCUGGAGGUCCUGAGCCUUACCACCGACACUCAGCCUGCCCCAACCCCCCUCACCCCAGACAGGACAGCCCCUCCCAGCCUCGACCCUCCCCAACGGGCUCCCUGGCCACCAGCCCCCCGGGAACCUGCUCCCCGGCCUUCAGACCCCCCCACCACCCCUGCCCCAGGCCCCCCCCAGACCCCCCCAAAGUGACUCACGAGCAGUUCAAGGCUGCCCUGCAGAUGGUGGUGGAUAAGGGAGACCCGCGGUCGUACCUGGAGAACUUUGUGAAGAUCGGGGAGGGCUCCACGGGGGUGGUCUGCAUCGCCAGGGAGAAGCACAGUGGCCGGCAGGUGGCCGUGAAGAUGAUGGACCUGCGGAGACAGCAGAGGAGAGAGCUGCUGUUUAACGAGGUGGUCAUCAUGAGGGACUACCAGCACAGGUGUGUGGUGGAGAUGUUCAAGUCUGCGCUGGUGGAGGAGGAGCUGUGGGUCAUCAUGGAGUACCUGCAGGGUGGAGCGCUCACUAACAUCGUGUCUGAGACGAGGCUGAGCGAGGAGCAGAUAGCCACGGUGAGUGAGGCAGUGCUGCAGGCCCUGGCCUACCUCCACUCCCAGGGGGUCAUCCACAGAGACAUCAAAAGUGACUCCAUCCUGCUCACACUGGACGGCAGGAUCAAGCUGUCAGACUUUGGGUUCUGUGCCCAAGUCAGCAAAGAUAUCCCCAGGAGGAAGUCCCUGGUGGGGACGCCCUACUGGAUGGCCCCCGAGGUCAUCUCCAAGUCCCCAUAUGGCACCGAGGUGGACGUGUGGUCGCUGGGCAUCAUGGUGGUGGAGAUGGUGGACGGGGAGCCGCCCUACUUCAGUGAGACUCCUGUUGCAGCCAUGAGGCGCCUGAGGGAUGAGCCUGCCCCCUCCGUCAGACACGCCAGCCAGGUCUCCCCAGUGCUGAAGGACUUCCUGGACCGCAUGUUGACCCGGGACCCAGGGCAGCGAGCCAGCGCCACAGACCUGCUGGAGCACCCCUUCCUGCUGCAGAGCAGCUCACCCCAGUGCCUGGUCCCCCUGGUGGAGCAGUACCGCAAGCGCAUGUCCCGCUGCUGACGCCUGGAGCCCAGAGACCCUCCCCAGCCACACCAACCUUGCUCCUGGGCCCAGACCGGCCCUGACCCCCCCCUCCCCCCUCUUCCCAGCACCCCUCCAGACCAAUGGGAGAGCAGGAAUGGAACGCAGACCCCGCCUGGUGCUGUUAGGGCUCACAACGGGCCAGUGAGUUUGGUAGGCCGGGACUGGGCCUGACUUUAAGAGAAGCACUUUAGCCGUGAGUAGAGGUUGUGUUGAAGGCAGCAUGUGAGCAGUAACUAAUUUCCACGCCGUCUGGGACUCUGCUUGGGAGUGACAGCCUGCAGGAUUCCUGCUGACACAACAGCCAUCUCACAUCGCUGUGUUACUGGCUUGACAUCGAGGAUGACACUGAACUGCAUUCUCAUCCAUUGCAACGGAACAAGACAGUGUUUGGAUACUAGUCGCGCAUUCAGUUUUAUUCCUAACUCAAGCUAUAGCUCAUGACCUGUUACAUACAUGUUACCUCUCCAGCCAUACAGGGGUGAACACCUGUGUGUGGAUGGAGCUGUUUGCAUGGCCACAACACUGG
This is a messenger RNA of Osmerus eperlanus (European smelt), 3106 nucleotides long. Its product is annotated as serine/threonine-protein kinase PAK 6. Gene Ontology annotation, biological process: regulation of MAPK cascade; intracellular signal transduction; protein phosphorylation. The transcript has 9 exons. Lineage: Eukaryota; Metazoa; Chordata; Actinopteri; Osmeriformes; Osmeridae. The record is from RefSeq and is a predicted model, not a curated record. Gene Ontology annotation, molecular function: protein serine/threonine kinase activity; ATP binding. Bases 499 to 2556 code for a protein of 685 amino acids. Gene Ontology annotation, cellular component: cytoplasm.